Ascochyta rabiei is the source of this 1071-nucleotide messenger RNA. Its product is annotated as translation elongation factor EF-1 alpha. Bases 1 to 1071 code for a protein of 356 amino acids. The transcript has a single exon. NCBI's taxonomy places the organism in Eukaryota, Fungi, Ascomycota, Dothideomycetes, Pleosporales, Didymellaceae. Gene Ontology annotation, biological process: translation; translational elongation. The record is from RefSeq and is a predicted model, not a curated record. Gene Ontology annotation, molecular function: GTP binding; translation elongation factor activity; GTPase activity.
AUGAUCACUGGUACUUCCCAGGCCGAUUGCGCUAUCCUCAUCAUUGCCGCUGGUACUGGUGAGUUCGAGGCUGGUAUCUCCAAGGAUGGCCAGACCCGUGAGCACGCUCUCCUCGCCUACACCCUCGGUGUCAAGCAGCUCAUCGUUGCCAUCAACAAGAUGGACACCACCAAGUGGUCCGAGGCCCGUUUCACCGAGAUCAUCAAGGAGACCUCCAACUUCAUCAAGAAGGUCGGCUACAACCCCAAGCACGUUGCCUUCGUGCCCAUCUCCGGUUUCAACGGUGACAACAUGAUCGAGCCCUCCAGCAACUGCCCCUGGUACAAGGGUUGGGAGAAGGAGACCAAGACCAAGUCCACCGGAAAGACCCUCCUCGAGGCCAUUGACGCCAUCGACACCCCCACCCGUCCCACCGACAAGCCCCUCCGCCUGCCCCUUCAGGACGUCUACAAGAUUGGCGGCAUUGGCACGGUGCCCGUCGGUCGUGUCGAGACCGGUAUCAUCAAGGCCGGUAUGGUCGUCACCUUCGCCCCCGCUGGUGUCACCACUGAGGUCAAGUCCGUCGAGAUGCACCACGAGCAGCUCGUCGAGGGUGUCCCCGGUGACAACGUCGGCUUCAACGUCAAGAACGUCUCCGUCAAGGAGAUCCGUCGUGGCAACGUUGCCGGUGACUCCAAGCAGGACCCCCCCAAGGGUGCUGAGUCCUUCAACGCUCAGGUCAUCGUCCUGAACCACCCCGGUCAGGUUGGUGCUGGUUACGCCCCAGUUCUCGACUGCCACACUGCCCACAUUGCUUGCAAGUUCUCCGAGCUCCUCGAGAAGAUCGACCGCCGUACCGGAAAGUCCACCGAGGCCAGCCCCAAGUUCAUCAAGUCUGGUGACGCUGCCAUUGUCAAGAUGGUUCCCUCCAAGCCCAUGUGCGUUGAGGCUUUCACUGACUACCCUCCCCUCGGUCGUUUCGCCGUCCGUGACAUGCGUCAGACCGUUGCCGUCGGUGUCAUCAAGUCUGUUGUCAAGGCCGACAAGGCCGGCAAGGUCACCAAGGCUGCCCAGAAGGCCUCCAAGAAAUAA